Dendroctonus ponderosae (mountain pine beetle) is the source of this 1792-nucleotide messenger RNA. RefSeq names its product HIV Tat-specific factor 1 homolog (gene barc). The record is from RefSeq and is a predicted model, not a curated record. NCBI's taxonomy places the organism in Eukaryota, Metazoa, Arthropoda, Insecta, Coleoptera, Curculionidae. Bases 128 to 1528 code for a protein of 466 amino acids. Gene Ontology annotation, cellular component: U2-type spliceosomal complex; U2 snRNP. Gene Ontology annotation, molecular function: RNA binding. Gene Ontology annotation, biological process: mRNA splicing, via spliceosome. The transcript has a single exon.
GAAGAAGAAUAUGUUUUCAGGUUACUUCCACCAGUGAAAUAUGUGGUUAUGUCCGUUUAAUGUUAGAGUGCUCAAGAGUAUUGUUAUUGCUGUCAAGGGGCCCCAUAUUAGUGUUCGUUGAUACUACAUGAAAAGCAUUGGGAAUGCAGAUGAAAAGAUGGAACUACAUCAAGUGGAAACAGCUGCAGAAAACACGUCUACCGAACAAACGCCACUGGUGGGCCCCAGUCUUUCGUCAGCCGAACAUUUGGACGUAAACAGCGCGAAACGUAACGAAACUACCACUUCAACGGGUUCGAGCGCAGUUCUGGACAGUAGCCCGAAAGAACCAGAAGCUGCACAAAGCUCAUCUGCUCCGCAGGAGCCUCAAUGCGACCCCGAAAGUGUGCACUAUGAAGGGGAUGUAGCCAUCUAUACAGACAAGGAAACAGGGUAUCAAUACCAAUGGAACGCUGAAAAGAGCGAGUGGAUGAGCAAGCCGAAAGUCACGUAUGACUAUGAAGAUGAAACACAUGUUUACACAGACACUGAUGGUACGAAGCUGUUUUGGGACAAGGCAAAGAAGGCCUGGUUUCCCCGGAUUGAUGAUGAAUUUAUGGCCAUUUAUCAGAUGUCGUACGGGUUCACUGAGGCCCCGAAGAGUCCUGAAAAACCCGAACCCACGCCGGAGGAAACGGCCGAAACUGCCAAGCCCAAGGGGGAGAAAAGAAAAGCCUCGGAACCCACAUGGUUCGAGGUGGACGAGAAGCAAAACACCAACGUCUACGUAUCGAAUUUGCCUUUGGACAUUGAAGAGCAAGAGUUUGUGGACUUUAUGCAAAAGUGUGGCCUGGUGAUGCGAGAUCCAGUUACGGGCAACUUCAAAGUGAAACUCUAUCGAGAACGCGGCACUGGACAGCUAAAAGGAGACGCGCUCUGCACGUACAUUCGGAUCGAAUCAGUCGCUUUGGCGUUGAAAUUGCUGGACGGCUACAUCUACAAAGACCAUAAAGUCAAGGUGGAACGAGCCAAGUUCCAGCUCAAGGGCGAGUUUGAUCCCAAGCUGAAGCCCAAAAUGAAGAAGCGAAAGGACAAGCAAAAGUUGAAAAAACAGCAGGAUAAACUGUUCGAUUGGCGGCCGGAAAAGAAGGAAGGAGACCGCGCUAAACACGAAAGAAUCGUGAUCAUAAAAAACCUGUUCGAUCCGACGAUAUUCGAUAAGGACGUCAGCCUCAUUUUGGAAUUCCAGGAAGAUUUGCGCGAGGAGGCAGGCAAAAUAGGCGAAGUCCGCAAAGUGAUGCUCUACGAUCGGCAUCCAGAAGGCGUCGCUCAGAUCAACAUGGCAUCGCCCGAAGAAGCAGACCAAGUAGUGGCCAGACUAAACGGGCGCUGGUUUAUGAAACGGCAACUGAAAGCGGAGAUUCAUGAUGGAAAAACCAAGUACAAAAUGUCGGAGACUGAUUCACAAAUCAGCCAGCGACUGGAAGGUUGGGACAAGUUUCUGGAAGAAGGGGAACCAAAGCCCGAGGAGACCAGCACCAAAACAUGAGAAAAUUGGGCAGUUUAUUUUAUUUGAUUGCAUAAAUUAAAUGAAGUCAACGUCUAGGUGGACUUUAUGUGUUGGGAAAAUAACGGACGUCUUAUCAUAAAUUAGCAGUUUAUUUUUAUUGAAUGGUUGAGAAUGUCCAUUCUACAUCAAAAUUUAAAAAUAAAAUAACAAAACAAUCUAAACGAAAAAUUAAGUUUUAAUUUACAUGUCUAGGUUAGUAUAAUACUGUAUUACAUACAAGAAAUGCACUUCUAUUGAAACUUA